Phytophthora sojae is the source of this 12273-nucleotide messenger RNA. RefSeq lists its product as hypothetical. The transcript has a single exon. Gene Ontology annotation, biological process: long-chain fatty acid biosynthetic process. Bases 1 to 12273 code for a protein of 4090 amino acids. Lineage: Eukaryota; Oomycota; Peronosporomycetes; Peronosporales; Peronosporaceae. The record is from RefSeq and is a predicted model, not a curated record. Gene Ontology annotation, molecular function: enoyl-[acyl-carrier-protein] reductase (NADH) activity; fatty acid synthase activity; magnesium ion binding. Gene Ontology annotation, cellular component: fatty acid synthase complex.
AUGAGCGAGGAAACCCACACGGCGACAACCACAACCACCACGGCGGCGGGCGAGCAGUCGGAGACGGUCGUGACGACGACGACGACCACCACCACCACAACUACCUCGACGACGGAGGAGACGACGUCCGUGUCCGCGUUGGCAGGCGCAAUGGACGCGGGCAAGUACACUUUCAUCCCGGAGUUCGGCGGCCAGGGCAUCUCCUACUGGACCGAGCUGCAAAAGCUCUAUGCUGCAUCCAAGACCAGCGCCGCGCGCGCGUUCAUCGACAGCGCGGCGCAGGCGCUGCUGGAGGAGUCCAGCACCGACGAGGCCAAGGCCUCCGUCGCCUUCGAGGCGGCCAUCGACGUGCACAGCUGGCUGCAGAGCCUGGAGGUCGGCGACGCGCCCGCAGACUUGGCGCUCGACUGCGUGUACUUCAGCAUGCCGCUGCUGGUGCUCACGCAGUGCGCCAACUACCUCAACUUCCUCGAGACGGCGGGUGUGAGCCACGAGAGCGUGGUCAAGAGCUCCACCACGGCUGUGGGCCACAGCCAGGGCGUGGUGAGCGCCGUCAUCUUCUCUGCGGCCAAGACGGCCGAGGAGUUCGUCGCGAUCGGCGUCUCCGUCCUGCGCUACAUGUUCUGGCAGGGACUGCGCGCGCAGGAGGCGUACGACCAGCUCCUGACGCAGUACAAGCAGGACGGUAAGAAGAUCGCGGACGCCGGCCCGAUGCUGGCCGUGCGCGGUCUCAAGAAAGAGCACGUGCUCAAGGCCAUCGAGGUGGCCAAGCGCCGCACCAAGACGCCCGACCUGCAGCUGUCGCUCAUCAACGCGUCGGACAUGAUGAACGUGACGGGCUUCCCCGCGACGCUGACGCUGCUGAAGCAGGCGCUGGAAGGCCUGUUCGCCAAGCCCGACGCCAACCAGACGCGCAUCCCGCACUCGCAGCGGAAACCCACGGGUUCGCUGUCGUUCUUGCCGCUGUCGGCUCCUUUCCACACACCGCUGCUGACUGAGGCCAAGCCGAAGCUGGUCCAGGACGUUGAGCGCGUCAAGUGCGCUAUCAAGGGCAGCCAGCUGCAGGUGCCCGUGUACGCUACGAACGCGGAGGCGACCAACCUGCAGACGGUGGACGACGUUGUCGAUGAACUUAUUAACAUGCAGUUGCUGCAACUCGUGGACUGGACUGCGGCGUGGGCAAAGAUUGCGGAGCACCACUCGAGCGCGACUCACGUGCUGGAGUUUGGACCCGACCUCGGUGUGGCGAAGCUGAGCGACAAAUUCGCGGAAGGUCUGGGCAUUGAGGUGGUGAUUGCGACCGCCAAGCACCCGGUCAUGAGCACAUCGACGAAGUACGCCCCUCACAUCGGCCUGCAGCAGUUCAUCGACGCUGCGCCGACCUUCUCCCCGGCCGAGGCGACGUGGGCGAAGAAGUUCGGCCCGCAGGUGACGGCGUCGGGCAAGCUCUACAACAGAUUCACACGCGCGCUGAACAAGCCCCCCGUCAUGGUCGCGGGUAUGACGCCCACGACGAGCCUGGAAGGUAUCGACCUCGUUGCGGCUAUCCAGAACGCGGGUUUCCACGGCGAGCUUGCGGCGGGUGGUCUGUCGCGCCCGAACAUCUUUGAGGACGCGGUGAACGAGCUGGUGUCGAAGAUCAAGCCUGGCCUCGGCAUCGCGAUCAAUAUGCUGUACCUGAACGCGAAGCAGUGGGGCUUCCAGUUCCCGAUGGUGCUUCGUAUGCGCCGCAGCGGCGUGCCUAUCGAGAGCAUCACGAUUGGUGCCGGUAUCCCGACGCAGGAGCGUGCGCUUGAGAUGAUGUCGCAGCUGGAGGCCGUUGGCAUCAAGGUGGUGUGCUUCAAGCCCGGUUCGGUGGACGGUAUCCACGCGGUGCUGGAGAUUGCCGCGGCGAUGCCAUCGAUGACCGUGAUGCUGCAGUGGACUGGCGGCCGCGCUGGUGGCCACCACAGCUUCGAGGACUUCCACCAGCCGAUGGAGGAGACGUACGCCGCCAUCCGUCGCGUGUCGAACGUGCUGCUGGUGGUGGGCUCUGGCUUCGGCAACUGGGAGGACUCGAAGCAGUACCUCACGGGCGAGUGGAGUCUGGCGCGCGGCCACCUACACAAGAUGCCUGCGGAUGGUAUCCUGAUGGGCUCUCGCGUGAUGGUCGCGAAGGAGGCUGCGACCGCGCCGGCAGUGAAGAAGCUGCUGGUGGACACUCCUGGUAUCGAGUCGGAGCUGGAGUGGGAGACGAGCUACACGGGCGUCGUGGGCGGCGUUGUCACGGUGACGUCGGAGCUGGGCGAGCCGAUCCACGUGGUGGCCAACCGCUGCGCGCAGCUGUGGAAGGAGUUUGACGACAAGUACUUCUCGAUCCCGCGCGAGCAGGUGGAGCUGGCGCUCCGCCUGAACAAGCAGGACAUCAUCGCACGCCUGAACGCGGACUACCAGAAGCCGUACUUUGGCUGCAAGCGCAACGUCGAGACGGGCGAGGUUGUCCCGGCGGAGCUGGAGGAGAUGUCGUACGGAGACGUGUUGACCCGCCUGGUCGACUUGACCUACGUGGAGGUGGAAGGCAAGCCGCAGCGCUGGGUGCACGACACGUACUUCUCGCGCGUGAGCAAGUUUAUCACGCGCACGGAGGAGCGUUUCCGCCGCGAGAGCUCUGGCGCGCUGUUCGACCAGUCGGAGCUCAAGUCGAACCCGCGCGGAACGCUGAGCGCGUUCAUUGCGAAGUACCCUGCGACGGUGUCGACGCUGCUGUCGGUGCCGGACUGCGACUUCUUCCUGGAGCUGUGUCGCACGGGUGGCAAGCCGGUGAACUUCGUGCCUGCGAUCGACACGGACUUCAAGACGUGGUUCAAGAAGGACUCUCUGUGGUACUCGGAGGACUUGGACGCGGUGCCGGAGUGCGACGAGCAGCGCGUGUUCAUCCUGCAGGGCCCCGUGGCUGUCCGCUACAGCACGGUGGUAAACGAGCCCGUGGCGGACAUCCUGGGAGGCAUCAACACGGGCUUCAUCAACGUUGUGAAAGAGAGCGGUGCGAUUGCUGCCGCGCCGGUUGCGGCCGUCAAGCAGACUGUGGACAUCGCUGGUGUUGAGGUCACGGAGAUCGACGACAGCGUGGAGGUGUCGAUCUCCACGGAGGAGAGCGCCGUUCCGUCUGCUGACGAAUGGCUUGCGGCGCUCGCCGCGUCCGUGAGCGACAAGGACUGGCUGAAGGCGCUGAUCUCGUCGACGCACGUGGUGGAGGAGAAGAAGUGGCUUGCGAAUCCGGUCCGCCAGCUUCUUGUCCCCCAGGUGGGCCAGAAGUACGUGAUCGACGCCGCCGGCGUUCGCGUGUUCGACAGGUCGAUCGACAUUUCGGGCCCCGUGAUCGAGAUCACGAAGAAGGACGCAGCGAUUGCCGUUGUGGUGAACGAGGUUCGCCCGGCGGUGACCGAGCUGAAGGCCGGCGUCGUGGCGCUGGAGAUGACGUUCCAGCACCACCCUGAGCUGUCGUGCUCGAUCCACGCUGAGGGCAGCGGCUUCAUCGACAAGGUGAAGGCGUUCUACGCCCGCUUCUGGGUGGCCAUCGAGGGCAAGGAAGAGGAGUCGUGCGAGGCUGCGUGCGCGGAGAGCGUGAUGUCUCCUUUCACGGCCGACUUCAGCAUCACGAAGGAGGACAUCGUGGCGUACCGUGCCGCGCUGGGUCUCAGCGCGGACGAGGUGGGCGCUCCCGCCGACUUCUCGACGAUCGUGUCGUGGCGUCCGCUGAUCCAGUCGGUGUUCACGAAGGAGGUGAAGGGCAACCUGCUGGACCUGGUGCACCUGAAGCACUCGUACAAGCUGCUGUCAUCGCGCAAGGCGUCCGCGACGUUCCUGCCUGGCGACGACAUCGUGAGCACGUCGAACGUCGGCAGUCUGCGCAUCAUCGACAGCGGCAAGAUUGUGCACGGCGUGGCCAUCAUCUCGCGCAAGACGGUGGACGAGCAGAUGGAGGAGGUGCUGGAGCCGCUGGUGGAGCUGCACAGCGAGUUCCUGAUCCGCGGCUCGUUCAAUGACUUUGAGUCGACGUUCUCGAUCGACAAGUCGACGGACGAUUUCGUGCCCAAGCGUCAGGAGGACGUUGAGAUCCUGAAGGCGAAGUCGUGGCUGAAGCUUGCUGCCGAGGCCUCGGUGAUCGUCGGUGACCACCUGUCGUUCGAGCUGAUGACGAAGAAGCAGUACGCGUCGAUCAACUCGCUAAGCUCCGUGGAGGUGUCGGGCGUGCUGUGCCGUGAGGAGGCUGGCUCGAAGGUGGAGAUCGGCACGGUCGAGUUCAAGAGCACCGAGGUGAACGAGAGCCCCGUGGUGGCAUUCCUGCGCCAGGUGCAGCCGGCGGACGCGAAUGCCGGUGGCAUGUUUGCGAACGGUGGUUCGCACAUGCUGGAGAAGCCGCUGGAGAUCAACGUGCCGGCGAACGCGCUGGCGUACGCCGUGGCUUCGCGCGAUCUGAACCCGAUUCACCGCUCGAAGUACGCCGCCAUCCUGGGCCACCUGCCGAAGGGCAAGCCGAUUAUGCACGGUCUGUGGACCGCGACGAAGGUGCGCGAUCUGGUCAUCCAGAGCUUCGGUCUGGGUUUCGACAGCAACGUCGUGGACUACGACGUGAACUUCGACGGCAUGGUGUACCCGGGCGACAAGCUGUUCAUGCAGGCGCGCCACAUCGGCCUCGACAACGGCAAGAAGGUUCUGUCGGUGGAGGUUGUGAACGGCUCCGGCGAGCGCGUGGUUAGCGCGCGUGCUGUGGUGAAGCAGGCGCCGAUGGCGUUUGUGUUCACUGGCCAGGGCUCUGCCGCGGUGAACAUGGGCAUGGACCGCUACCAGGAGUCCUCGGUUGCUCGCGAGAUCUGGAACCGUGGUGAUGUUCACCUGCGUAACACGUUCGGUUUCUCCAUCCUGGAGAUGGUGCGCAAGAACCCGAAGUCCAUAACGGUGCACUUUGGCGGUAAGAAGGGCUGCAUGAUUCGCGAACAUUACAUGAACCUGAAAUGCGAACACCCUCUCACUGGUGAGGUGACCCCACUCUUACCAGAGAUUGAUGAAGAGACUGAGAGCUACAGCUUUUCGGCAAGAGAAGGCUUGCUGUUCGCGACCCAGUUCAGCCAGCCUGCACUAGUACUUCUGGAGAAGGCAAUGUUCUCUGAGAUUGAGGCGGCGCAGCUGAUUCCUGAUGAUGCCUAUUUUGCUGGCCACUCCCUGGGCGAGUAUGCUGGUUUGAUCUCCUUCGCGGAAGCGUUAUCGGUGGAAGCACUCAUGGAUUUAGUAUUCCUGCGUGGAAUGAUCAUGCAGAAGGCUGUGAAGCGUGACGCUGAGGGACGCUCGGACUACGGUAUGGUUGCCACGAACCCCACUCGUGUUGGCCCCCACUUCACGGAGGAGGCCAUGUACAAGGUCGUAGACGGCAUCGAGGCUGCUUCGGGGAAGCUCCUUCAGGUGGUGAAUUUCAACAUCCAGCAGCGCCAGUACGUGGUUGCUGGUGAGAACGUGAACCUGGAGACGCUGUCGCUGGCGUUGUCUGCGUUCAAGACGGUGACGUCGACCGCUCCGGAGGAGGUGGAGAAGGUGAUCGCAGAGUCGCUGGCGCAGGCUCGCGCUCGCAAGGAGAAGUGCGAGCAGAGCGGGCGUCCGUUCACGCUGGCCCGAGGCCUGGCGACGAUCCCACUGGUUGGUAUUGACGUGCCGUUCCACUCGCGCGAGCUGUUGGGCGGUGUGCCGUCGUUCCGCGCGCUGCUGCGCACGAAGUUCGACCCGCAGGUGCUGGAGCGCCAGCUGCCGCUUCUGGUGAGCCGGUACAUUCCGAACCUGGUGGCCACUCCGUUCUCGCUGGAGCGCUCGUACUUCGAGGAGGUGUACGAGGCGACGAAGAGCCCGUACCUGGCCGAGGUGCUGAACCCGAUGCAGUGGCAGUUGACGACGAAGGCGCAGCUCGCGCAUCUUCUGGUGGUGGAGCUGCUGGCGUACCAGUUUGCGUCGCCCGUGCAGUGGAUCAAGACGCAGGCGCUGCUGUUCUCGGAGGGCGGUGUUCGCCGCUUCGUGGAGAUUGGCCCUGCUCCGACGUUGACGAACAUGGCGCUGCGCACUCUGCAGGUUGGCGACUUCCCGUCCGUGCCGCGUGAGAUUCUGUGGUACCAGCGCGAUCGCGAGGCCGUCCACUUCGAGGAGGAGACGUCGAACAUCUCUGCGUCUGAGUACGCGCGUGGUCUGGCUGCCGAGGCUGCGGCUGAGGCCGCGGCCGCCGCUGCGAAGAUUGCUGCUGCGUCUGCUCCGAAGGCGGAGGCGGCUCCCGCGGCGCCGGCCCCGGUUGCUGCUCCGGUUGUUGUCGCGCCGGCGGCUCCGAUGCAGGCUGCUCCUGCUCCCGCUCCUGCGGCGUCGGUUUCUGCUGCGGAAGACGCGCCGGUUGCUGCUCUGCACGUUCUGCGUGUGCUUCUUGCUGUGCGCCUGAACAAGGACCUUGGCGAUAUCAAGGAAGACACGGACGUGAAGACGCUUUGCGCCGGCAAGUCUGCGGUGCAGAACGAAAUCCUGGGUGACCUGGAGAAGGAAUUCGGUGGCGGCGUCCCCGAGGGUGCCGGCGAGGUGCCGCUGAAGGAGCUGGCGUCGAAGUUCUCCGGCUACAGCACGCUGGGCAAGGUGACGAACGGCCUGAUCAACAAGGUGGUGGCGAGCAAGAUGCCCGGCGGCUUCACGAUGUCGAGCAUCAAGGAGUACCUGAGCGGCGAGAAGGGUCUGGGAGCUGGCCGCAUGGAGAGCGGCCUGGCGCACUCGCUGCUUCUUGCGCCGCAGGCUCGUUUCAAGAGCGAUGCGGACGCGCGGAAGUGGCUGGAUGACAGCGUGAAUGGCUACGCUUCGUUCGCGGGCAUUUCACUGGCCCGCCCGACGAUGGCUGCUGCGCCUGGCGCCGUGGGCAUGUCGUUCAACCCGGCUCCGGUGUCGAUCCCUACGGUGGCUGACAAGCCCGUGGAGGCGAAGCACGCUCUGCUGGUGAUGCUCGCGGCUAAGUUCAGCAAGGCGUUCACGGAGGUCCCUGAGACGGCCACGAUCAAGGAGCUGUCCGCUGGUAAGUCUGCGGUGCAGAACGAGAUCGUUGGCGACCUGGAGAAGGAGUUCGGCUCGGGUCCGGAUGAUGUGGCGGAGAUGAAGCUGGUCGAGCUUGCUGGCAAGUUCCCCGACUACGCGUCGCCCGGCAAGGUGACGAGCGCUCUGAUCGCAAAGAUGCUGGCGAGCAAGAUGCCCGGUGGUUUCGGUCUGUCGGCCAUCAAGGAGUACUUGUCGAGCGAGCGUUGCCUGCCGAGCGGUCGCAUCGAAAGCGUGCUGCUGCACGGCCUGACGCAGAAUCCGAAGCAGCGCCUGACGGACGAUGCGACGGCGAAGAAGUGGCUGGAUGGCGUCGUGGACGACUACGCGAAGUUCGCUGGCAUUGACAUCCCGUACCUGUCUAAGCUGGGCGGUAUGAUGGCUGGUCCAGCCAUGGGCCAGCCGGCGAUGCAGUCGAGCUCGCUGCCGAGUGACUUCGAAAAGCGUCUGAAGUCGAUGAUCGCGAACCAGGUGGAAGCGUUGAACUCGUACCUGGGCGAUGACCAGUUGGACUGGCACCGCAAGAUCGAGACGGAGGUGGACUUGCGUGAGGACCUGGAGUCGUCGGUGUCGCAGUGGGUGACGGAGCACGGCGAGUUCUACGGUGCUGGUAUUGCUGGCAAGUUCGAUGCGAAGAAGGAGCGUCAGUACGACAGCUACUGGAACUGGGCUGUUCAGGAUGCGAUGGAGCUGUACCACCGCACUGCUGCUGCUGCUGCGAAGGGCGCUCCCGCGAGAUCGAAACUGGAUUUGAGUAGUGCUUCCAACACACAUCUUCGCAAUCGUGCUACGCCGGAGCUUCUGAGAUGCUUGCACUUCUUGGUAUCGCGUGCGGAGAAGGAGGACUGCUCUGAGUUGGUCCAAGCACUGAAGCAGAUGGUGACGAAAAUGGAUGCGUGGUUGGACUCGAAACCUGUGAGCAUGCCGAGCUUGAAGCCGACGCAGCCAGAGCUAAGCAUUCUUGAGAAUGGCAAGCUUGAGUAUGCCGAAGUUCCUCGUGAAGGUGUUCACGACGCUAUUUGCUACGUCGACGAGAUUUCCCGUGGUCUGGAGUACAAGAUUAUUCUCAAAAGUGGGAAAAAUGCUAGCUCAAAUGGACCUGAGUUUGAAGCGACACCAACUGACAACGGAAGCACGACCAGCGAAGACGUUGAUAGUGACGAGGUUGACAGCGGCGAGGAUGACGAUUCCUCCUCAAAUGAUGGUUCCAGCAGACUAUCAUCUGCAGGCACCAAGAUCGAUACAAUACGUGACGCUCUUCACCGACGCGCCGAACGAGAGUCCAAAUGGGCUCCGGUUGUUCGCUCGUCCUAUGGCCUGAACGAGAACCUGAAGAAGAUCGUGCUGCCGCACGUGCACGUCCGCAAGCCGUCCGAUGUGGACCCGACGAUCCGCCUGUACGACGUCGAGUCGACCUGCGUGCUGUUGUCGUGCAUGCGCGAGAUGGCCUCGACGGGUAUCUCGUUUGCCGGCAAGGUUGCUUUGCUGACGGGUUGCGGCAAGAACUCCAUUGGUGCCGAGAUCGUGAAGGCGCUGUUGGAAGGUGGCGCUACGGUGUUUGUGACGACGAGCAGCUUCAGCAUGAAGACAACGGCGCUGUUCCGCGAGAUCUACGAGCAGCACGGCAGUCGUGGCAGCCGCCUCGUCGUGCUGCCGUUCAACCAGGCUUCUAAGGUGGACGUGCAGAACCUAGUGGCGCACAUUUACAACGUGCACAAGCUGGACCUGGACUUCUUGAUCCCGUUCGCGGCUCUGUCGGAGGUGGGCCGCACGAUCACGGACAUCGACUCGCGCUCGGAGUUGGCACUCCGAGUCAUGCUGACGAACGUGAUGCGUUUGCUGGGCGAGGUCGUUACGGCGAAGAAGACUCGUGACAUCACGACGCGUCCAGCGCUUGUAGUUCUCCCGAUGUCGCCGAACCACGGCAGCUUCGGUGGCGACGGUCUGUACGCCGAGUCGAAGCUGGGCGUGGAGAGUCUCAUGAGCAAGUGGUACUCGGAGGGCUGGGAUGACCAGCUUUCGAUCGUUGGUGCCAUUAUCGGUUGGACCCGUGGCACGGGCCUCAUGUCUGGCAACAAUGUGGUUGCUGUGGACGUGGAGAAGAUGGGAAUGCGCACGUUCAGUACGACCGAAAUGGGUUUUAACCUGAGUGCAUUGAUGCACCCUAAAGUUGUGAGGCGGGCGGCUAAGUCACCGAUCAUCGCAGACCUCACUGGUGGCAUGGCCCAGGUUAGCGACCUGAAGGACCAGGUUGACGCCAUUCGCGCCGACAUCAUGAAGAAGGCGAAGCUUCAGGCAUCUAUUCAUGUCGCGUUGGAGAGCGACAAGAAGAUGCUGGCUCUACCUUCGACGCAGAAGCAGGCUGCUCCGAGCUCGAAGAAGUUUGCUCCUCGCGCAAACAUGUCGAGCUACUACUGCAACUCGUUCCCGAAGCUGGGUGGUGUGGCUGGACUGUCGGCGUCGACGAAGCAGGCGCUGCUGCGCGGCAUGCUGGAUCUGCGCCAAGUUGUUGUGGUGACUGGUUUCGGCGAGGUGAGUCCGUGGGGCAACUCGCGCACGCGCUGGGAGAUGGAGUCGUACGGCGAGUUCUCGCUGGAAGGCUGCAUUGAGCUGGCGUGGUUGACGGGCCGCAUCGCGUUCGACAAGGGCAACUGGGUGGACGCGAAGACGAAGGAGAUCGUGCCGGACCACCAGGUGAAGCCGCGUUACGAGGAGGACAUCCUGAAACACUCGGGCAUCCGCAUCGUUGAGCCUGAGCUGUUCGACGGGUACGACCCGAAGAACAAGAUGGUGCUGCACCAGGUGGCCAUCGACAAGAAGAUGUCCCCCAUCGAGGUGGCCGACCGCGAGGAGGCUCUGCAGUUUCGCAAGGAGCUGGGCAAGGAGAACGUGGACGUGUUCCAGAACGCGUCCGGCGCGUGGAUGAUUCGCCUGCGCAAGGGUUCUGUGCUGAACAUUCCUCGUGCGCUCAACUUCGACCGCUUCGUUGCUGGCCAGAUCCCGACGGGCUGGAGCGCGGAGCGUCUUGGUUUGUCAAAGGACCUUGCCGAUGCCGUGGACCCUAUUACGCUGUACGUGCUGGCAUCGACGAUGGACGCGUUUGUUGCUGCUGGUGUGACAGACCCGUACGAGUUCUACCAGUACGUGCACGUGUCGGAAGUCGGUAACACGUCCGGUGGUGGAAUGGGUGGUAUGCGAGCAUUCACGCAGAUCUACAAGAACCGCCUUCUUGGCAAGCCGGCUCCGAGUGACGCUCUGCAGGAGUGCUUCAUCAACACGCCUCCGGCAUGGGUGAACAUGCUGCUCUUGAGUUCUUCUGGCCCGAUCAAGACCCCAGUGGGUGCCUGUGCCACGGCUGCUGAGUCUGUGGACAUCGGUGCGGAGACGAUCAAGAGCGGCAAGGCUCGCAUUUGCAUCGUUGGUGGCUAUGACGACUUCGGCGAGGAAACGUCAAAUGAGUUUGCACAAAUGAAGGCGACGAGCGACUCGGUGAAGGAGACUGGAAUGGGUCGCGAGCCCAAGGAAAUGUGCCGUCCGUGCUCGACGACGCGUGGUGGCUUCAUGGAGAGCCAUGGCGCUGGUAUUCAGCUGCUGAUGGAUGCCCAGCUCGCGCUUGAAAUGGGUCUGCCGAUCUAUGGUAUUGUGGCGCUGACGAACACGGCAACGGACAAGAACGGCCGCUCUGUGCCGGCUCCUGGUCAGGGCAUUCUGACGACGGCGCGCGAGGCUACGUCGGACAACUCGAAGCCUUCCCCGCUGUUGGACGUGGAGUUCCGUCGCCGUCAGUUUGAUGACGAGCUGGAGAGCAUUGAGAAGUGGUAUGCGCGUGAGAAGGCAGGCGCUAACGGAGACCGAUCUCGCAUUAGAUUGAUAGAAAGGAGAAGGUUGCGGAAGGUGCGAGCAGCUCAAGCAACAUGGGGGCAGGGCUUCUAUUAUGGUGAGACGGAUAUUGCUCCUCUUCGCGGUGCGCUGAACGUGUGGAACCUGGACAUCGACGACCUGGGCGCUGCUAGCUUCCAUGGCACGGGUACCAAGGCCAACGACAAGAACGAGAGCGAGGUGACGCACAAGCAGAUGGCUCACUUGGGCCGCUCUGCGGGCAACCCGCUUCCGGUGAUCUGCCAGAAGAACCUGACGGGCCACCCGAAGGGUGCCGCUGCUGCGUGGAUGCUGAACGGCCUGCUGCAGGUGCUGAACACGGGCUUGAUCCCGGGCAACCGUCAGCUGGACAACACGUGCGCGACGCUGCGCAAGUACGACCACCUCGUGUACCCGAACCGUAGCUACCAGACGGUGGGCAUCAAGGCUGUGCUGAUGAAGAGUUUCGGCUUCGGCCAGGCCGGUGGCGAGGUGGUGCUGGUGCACCCGGACUACUUGCUGUCGACGCUGGGUGCUGAGGAGUUCCAGCACUACUCUGCUCGUCGCGAGCAGCGUCUGAUCAAGAUGAACACGCACGUGCAGGGCGUGAUCACGGGCAAGCAGGCGCACAUCCAGGUGAAGAACGAGGCGCCGUACUCGUCGGCGCAGGAGAGCAACGUGUACCUGGACCCGACGGCCCGCGCGGAGUACGACGCGACGUCCAAGACGUGGCGUUUUGGCGGCGCGGACUCGCUCACUGCGGAGGAGAACCACCGCCAGCGCGCGGAGAAGCGCGCGAAGAAGGCGAAGGCUGCUGCGGAAGCGGCGGCGGCGGCCUCGAAGAAGACCACGGAGACGCACUCGGCCGACUCGUCGUCGACGCUGUUGACUGCCAUCAACCAAGCGGCGACCGACCUGGGUCUGGCGUCCAAGAACAUGGGCAUGGGUGUGGACGUGGAGCCGGUGGCCACGUUCGAGAACCUGAAUGGCCGCGAGGACUUCAUCCGCCGCAACUUCACGGACCAGGAGAUGGCGUACUGCUACAGCGCGCCGCACCCGGCCGCGAGCUUCGCGGGUCGCUGGGCCGCCAAGGAGGCUGUGAUCAAGGCCAUCUCGAGCUCUUCGCCGACGGAGCCGAACCUGUGGAAGGGAGCUGGCGCCCCGCUGCGCGAGAUCGAGAUCUUCAUGACGGCGUCAGGCGCUCCGUCCGUGCUGCUGUCGGGCUACCCGCUGCAGGUGUUCAACCGUCUGGGCUUGUCGAAGCUGAGCGUGUCGAUCAGCCACUCGGGCGACUUCGCGGUGUCCCAGGCUGUUGCCAGCUUCCAGCAGGACUGA